AUGUCUGAGUGCGGGAGCUUCCCUCGCAGCCUGGCACUCAUCGCCCACUGGCAUGGCCACGCCAGGAAGAAGCCCUUUGCCUGCACUGACUGUAGCAAGAGCUUCCACCGUGGCUCUCACUUCCUCCAGCACCGCCGUGUCCACACCAGCGAGAGCCCACACAUCUGUUGUGACUGCGGCAAGAGCUUCCAGGGGAACUCCAUGCUCAUCGCUCACUGGCACGUCCAAACCAGCCAGAAAGCCUUCAGCUGCAGCGACUGCGGCAAGAGCUUCAAGAUGAGCUGCCAGCUCUUCCGGCACCGCCGCGUCCACACCGGUGAGAGACCCUACUGCUGUGCUGGCUGUGGCAAGAGCUUCCGCUGGAGCAAGACCCUCAUUACCCACUGGAAUGCCCAUAGUGGCAAGAAGCCCUUCGCCUGUCAAGAGGCCGUGCAGUCCAGGCACCUCCAAUGA
Messenger RNA from Dryobates pubescens (Downy woodpecker), 453 nucleotides. RefSeq names its product zinc finger protein 3-like. The record is from RefSeq and is a predicted model, not a curated record. NCBI's taxonomy places the organism in Eukaryota, Metazoa, Chordata, Aves, Piciformes, Picidae. The coding region runs from base 1 to 453 and encodes 150 amino acids. The transcript has 3 exons.